AUAACAACAAAGAGAUAAUAAAAUCUCUCUACACGCCUCACACCAAUUUGAUUCUCCUUAUAAAUUGGUGAAACUCAUUCUAAGCACACACACAAAAAAAGAGUCUUUCCCAAAGAGACUAAAAAAAGUUGAUACAGCCAGCUGUUUAAUCUUACAUAUAUUCUGUUAUCUCACAAGUGUUAGAAAUCAAAAAGGGGUGACUUGUUUAAUUUCUUUCUGCCAUGGAUAUGGAGAAAGGAGAUCAUCAUCAUCAGCACCAAAAUCAUAACAGUAACGUAAGAAGUGAAGAGAUGCAGACGGUUGACUGGAGGGGCAGACCUUCACAACCGAACAAGCAUGGUGGAAUGGCUGCUGCUGCCUUUGUGCUUGGGUUACAAGGAUUUGAGAUAAUGGCGAUAGCGGCAGUUGGGAACAACCUGAUAACGUACUUGAUAAAUGAGAUGCAUUUCUCACUGUCGAAAUCAGCAAACAUAGUGACCAACUUUGUUGGGACGGUCUUCAUUCUUGCGCUGCUUGGAGGAUACCUCUCCGACUCUUAUCUUGGAUGCUUUUGGACCAUGCUCAUUUUUGGCUUUGUUGAGCUUUCGGUAAUUCUUCCCCUUCUUCUCUCUUUUCUAUAGCUAAUUUGAUGAUAUUCUUCUCUCUUUUUCUCUUCUAGCUAAGAUAGUUAUUGCCUUGUUGGUCCCUUCUCUCCAUUCACUCUCUCUCUCUCCCCCUCUCUCAGUAUGCUUCAUGAUGGAAAGCCAAUAGCCUUUUGUAUAUUUUGGUGGGUGUGAUUAAUUUAUCAUAAGGGUUACUUUCAUUAUUACCAGAUAAAUAUAAACGUUACGAUUGUAUCAUAUUAUGAAUAAGAGUUAUUGAGAGAGUUGGAGAUCUUUGGCAAAAUACACAUUUUCUAAGGCUUAUUAUUGUGUACAAGUGUAAAAAUGCAUGGUUCUUUUGAUUAAUAAGUGUUGCUCAUUGACCAAAGUAUGGUACAUCAAGAAAAUGAUGUGCAUAGCACACCCUUGUCCUAUCCUUUCUCAGAUAUUGACAACUACAAUAACUGACUUACAUCAUAUAUAUAUAUAUAUAUAUAUAUAUAUAUAUAAUACAUAUAUAUGUAAGUUUUGUCUUAAUCGAUCCAAUUAUAUAUGUUUGCAUGUGCAUGUUUAUAGUACAUGUACAUGCAACCACUUUUUUAUUUCUUCAUUAGUUCAUGAUAAUUGUUUUUAAUCAAAUCAAGUUUGGAGAAUCUUUGAUUUGUUUAAACUGAUUAAGGAAAUGUUGAUAAUUGAGUUUAUGUUUGUUUUUAUCGAAGGGUUUCAUAUUAUUAUCAGUCCAAGCCCACAUCCCCCAAUUAAAGCCUCCAAAAUGUAACAUGUUGAUUGAUGGUGACAAAUGUGAAGAGGCAAAGGGAUUCAAAUCCUUAAUUUUUUUCAUGGCGCUCUAUUUGGUGGCAUUAGGGAGUGGUUGUGUGAAGCCUAACAUGAUUGCUCAUGGCGCUGACCAAUUCAGCAAAGAAAACCCAAAGGAAUCCAACAAGCUGUCAAGAUACUUCAAUGCUGCCUAUUUUUCUUUCUCCAUGGGUGAACUCAUUGCUUUGACUGUGUUAGUUUAUGUCCAAACACAUUCUGGAAUGGACAUUGGGUUUGGUGUUUCUGCUGCUUCUAUGGCAAUGGGAUUGAUCAGCUUGGUUUGUGGCACACUCCUUUAUAGGAAUAAGCCUCCUCAAGGAAGCAUUUUCACUCCUAUAGCACAAGUAAUUGUGGCUGCAUUUUUCAAAAGAAAGCAAGUAUGUCCUUCUGAUCCAAAGAUGCUUCAUGGGAGCCACACAAAACUCCCUGCCAGCAUCAAUAUCAUCCCAAUCUCUGAAAAUAUGGGCGAUCUUCAUCAUACCCAAAGAUUCAGGUUUUUGGACAAAGCAUGUAUCAAGAUUGAUCAAGAUGGUAAUAACAAUAGAAAGGAAAGUCCAUGGAGGCUAUGCACAGUGAACCAAGUUGAGCAAGUGAAGCUACUGAUUUCAGUCCUCCCAAUCUUUGCAUGCACAAUCAUAUUCAACACAAUCCUAGCACAACUACAAACCUUUUCAGUCCAACAAGGAAGCACUAUGAACACAAAACUAACCAAAAACUUCCAUAUCCCUCCUGCUUCUCUUCAAGCAAUCCCUUACAUAAUGCUAAUCUUCAUAGUCCCUCUCUAUGACUCCUGCUUCGUCCCUUUUGCAAGAAGAAUCACCGGGCACGAAUCGGGUGUUUCCCCGCUCCGGCGAAUCGGGUUCGGGCUAUUCCUGUCAACAUUUUCAAUGGUGGCUGCUGCAUUGAUGGAGAAGAAGAGAAGAGAUGCUGCUGUGAACUCAAAUGAGAUCAUUUCCAUUUUCUGGAUUACUCCACAGUUUCUGAUAUUUGGGGUUUCGGAAAUGUUUACAGCAGUUGGGCUGAUUGAGUUCUUCUACAAGCAAUCACUGAGAGGGAUGCAAGCAUUUUUAACUGCCAUUACUUACUGCUCAUAUUCAUUUGGUUUUUACCUCAGUUCAGUUCUUGUUUCUUUGGUAAACAAGAUCACUUCACAUUCAUCAAAGGGUGGCUGGCUGAGUGACAAUAAUCUCAACAAGGACAGAUUGGAUUAUUUCUAUUGGAUGCUGGCAGUUCUAAGCUUCAUCAACUUCCUCAAUUAUCUCUUUUGGGCUAGAUGGAAUUCUCAAGGCAGUUCAUCAGGAGGAAGCAAAUUAUUACAGAAUAAUGAUUCCAAUGCCCAAGAUUUACGCCAUUUUGGUAGUUUUAACUCUAGAAAAAUUGCUGGCGAUGAUAGCAUUCCUUGAUUGGAAAUGCUCAAAUUAAGCCUAUUCGUAUGAGGCAGGAAGGAAUUAUUAAAAAAAAAAAAAAAGCCUAUUGGAAAAUAAGAAAAGAAGGAAAUAGUGCCCAUAGAGGAGGGUUGUGUUAUUGAAAUAUCUGUAAAAAUUAAUUAAGGUUUCAAUUUAAUUAACCCACAAGAAAUGGGCUUCAUAUGAUAUGAAUGGUGUUGUUUUAUUUUAAGAAUUUGUUAGAUUACUAGUUUUAUAAUUACGGUUGUUGGUUCACCAUUUGUAAUCUCAUUGAUACAACAAUAAUAAGAGAUCGCGAAUUUCAUCGAGAAAGAGAAAUACGAAUCUUAAAUUCAUGGUAUACACAAUCUAUUUCUUGAAAACUUUUUCGUCAUACACAUC
Oldenlandia corymbosa var. corymbosa is the source of this 3184-nucleotide messenger RNA. The record is from the annotation of a GenBank genome assembly. NCBI's taxonomy places the organism in Eukaryota, Viridiplantae, Streptophyta, Magnoliopsida, Gentianales, Rubiaceae.